CUUGCUCUCUUCCUUCCCAGUCUCUCCAGCUCACUCCUCUUUCUCUCUCUCUCUCUCUCUCUCUCUCUCUGUCAUCAUUGUGAAGGUGUAGAGGCAGGGCUACGAGGAGGACUCGGCAUUAGCACGUUCAUCCCCAGCAUCACCAUUACUCUGCAUCCGUUCACCUAACAGGGCAAAAUGGCAGAGGGCUUAGUUUCAGUAGCAGAGGUGGAGACUGCCUUCAAGAAGUUUGCCAUUCAUGGGGACACCAAAGCAACAGGGAAGGAGAUGAAUGGCAAGAACUUUGCCAAACUCUGCAAGGACUGCCGGAUCAUUGAUGGCAAGAAUGUCACCGCCAUCGACGUCGACAUCAUCUUCUCUAAAGUCAAAGCGAAGACAGCUCGUGUGAUCACCUUUGAGCAGUUCAACCAGGCCCUGUCAGAGUUGGCCCCAAAACGUUUCAAGGGGAAGGCCCAGGAGGAGGCAGUGCAGCAUCUCUACAGCCUCAUCAAAGGGAAAGAGCCUGCUAAUGUGGGCAUAACUAAAGUGGCCAAGGUAGCUGCGGUGGACAGACUGACAGACACCACCAAGUUCACAGGGGCACACAAGGAGCGCUUUGAUGAGUCUGGCAAAGGGAAGGGCAAAGCAGGACGAGAAGACAUCCCAGAUGCCAGUGGCUAUGUGAGUGCCUACAAGGGCAAGGGCACCUACGAGGAGAAGGUCAAGGAAGCAUAAGCAUGGGGAACAGAGAGCUACACUGAGACAGGCCACCGUAUUCUGAAGCUGUUCUGGUAGCUGGUGGUGGCCCAACACCCUAAUAAGAACAUUUGUGCUGUUUCCUUUAUAUGUAGGCUGACACUGUGGUGGGAUGGGCUUGUCAGUCACCAGCUGACAGUAGGUCUCUUCCAAUAUGGGGUUGAGGUGAUGUAGGAUGGGAAGGGGAGGUGAAACGGUGUCAUGGGCAAUACAAAUAACUGGAAUUUUUAUGUAAAUUAUCUAUAUAUUCUCGCUUUUUAAAUUGUCCAGCACAAACCCUGACCCUAUACUCUCCAGCUUUAUUAAAGGCUUCAGUGAAGUGCGUAUCACUGCAUGAAGUCACUCUUUACCACUACUACUAACCAAAGGUCAGCAAUUUAUAUUUUCACCUGUUUACAUUUGAAAAAACUGUGUAAAGCCAACACGUCCUUUUAAUCUCAAAGAAAUUAUUAUUGUGCAAAUUGGCGCUAAUGAAAUUAUACAUUGUUUGAACCAACAACCUUCUCAAUUAAAACCUUUAGCUUUUAUCUGCUUAUUACAAAUGUAUAUUGGAAAUUUGCUGUAGAUAGUUGAAUGAAUCAACAAAUUAACGCAUUCUUUGAUGUAAUAGAUUAAUGGUGAUUGAAUAAAGAGCUAUACAAUGUAUCUGUACAGCAUAGUGCUUUGUUUGUACUGUCACAAUGACCAAAUGAAGAGAGCAUAACAGCCAGAUGAGGGCACUCCUGUCCUCUGAUGACUGCAUGAGUUGUUCUGCUGGAGGACUGACAGCACUUCUGACUGAAAUGCAUUGUCCCUUUUAUAUGCAGAAAAUACAUUUAUGGAAUUGUAAUAAUGAAAAUAAUAAAAAAAGUACAGCAUUGUCA
Molecule: messenger RNA, 1598 nt
Organism: Esox lucius (northern pike)
Lineage: Eukaryota; Metazoa; Chordata; Actinopteri; Esociformes; Esocidae
Gene: tppp2
Product: tubulin polymerization-promoting protein family member 2
Exons: 4
Coding region: 178-714 (178 amino acids)
Biological process (GO): positive regulation of protein polymerization; microtubule bundle formation; microtubule polymerization
Cellular component (GO): microtubule
Molecular function (GO): tubulin binding
Source: RefSeq, a predicted model, not a curated record